This is a messenger RNA of Saxophila tyrrhenica, 642 nucleotides long. RefSeq lists its product as uncharacterized. The coding region runs from base 1 to 642 and encodes 213 amino acids. NCBI's taxonomy places the organism in Eukaryota, Fungi, Ascomycota, Dothideomycetes, Mycosphaerellales, Extremaceae. The transcript is spliced from 3 exons. The record is from RefSeq and is a predicted model, not a curated record.
AUGAGUUCAUUAUUCAAAUCCAAGACGACAUUCGACCCCAUCUACAGCCUGCUGAACGCUGACGAGGAUAAGGAACGGGAUGAGCUGACUCAAAGAUGGAAGGACAAUAAGCUACAAGAACUAUCGUUUAUUGGUGUUGUGGGAGGUCUUCUUGCCAACGUCCUCACCUCGACCAACUCCUGGCCGGAUGUGCUUCAGAACGGACGCAGUACCCCUUGGGUCGUUCGUUCUUGCUGGUUCUGCGGGAUAAUAUUCGCGCUAGCUUCGGUCUUGACGGCGGCAUCGCAGUCGAUUCGACUCCACCGCAUGUCAUGCCGUCCCGACGCCAACGCCAGCAUCCGCGGCCUCCUCGGCAUCAAGAGUCUCAAGUCAAACGGCGAGAAGAUCCCAAGACGAGCUCAAGUCUGGAUCUGGCAAAUGGGUGUGCUCUACCUCAUGAUCAGCGUCCUGUUCAUGAUCAUAGGCAUGCUUGCCCUCGUUUGGGCCGCAGUUGGCGGUCAGAACUGGUGGAAUGGCCAGGCUCAACUUGCCAUCACUUUUUCCGUCGCAGCUGCUGUGGUCGCCGGACUGUUCGUGUGGGAGCAGGUGAACUUAUUUGCUUGGGACGAGUCGAGUGAGGGGUCUAGCGUGAGGCUGUCUUAG